This is a messenger RNA of Blumeria graminis f. sp. triticale, 345 nucleotides long. NCBI's taxonomy places the organism in Eukaryota, Fungi, Ascomycota, Leotiomycetes, Helotiales, Erysiphaceae. The record is from the annotation of a GenBank genome assembly.
AUGAAAUUCCUAUACUCUGCUAUAUCUGCUUCUAUGCUGGGCCUAUUUGCCACAGCUUCUUCACAUAUAAUGUUCUCCUGCCCAAGUGGUUAUCAAAUACUUGAAAGUGAUGUAUUAGCCGCAGCCCGAAAUAUCGAUCCUAAAGCAAAAAUAUACGAAAGCUCAGCAAGCAGUACCGGUGACGCUCAGUACAAGUUUCAGCUUGGGGUCGAGACCUAUAAUAAUGUUUUAUACUUAUUCUCAGCUAUAAUUUAUUCACGAGAUAUGACAGUCAGGGUAUUACAGACUGGAUAUAAAUCUCGAAAGGAAAAAUACUGCGAUCUCAUCGAAGUAGGUGAUGUCUAA